AUGGCAAAGUCGUCCUCGCCACCACUAGCCGCCAUUGGGAGCUGCUCGUUCGGCGUCGGGAUGAAGCUCUUGCCGCCCAAUCCAGGGAUGAAACUGUCAUCCGCACCACCACCAAGGAAACUGGCGUUCAUCGGAUCGAACGCACCCCUAUCACCACCUCCUGCGGUGGUCGAAUCACCCAACCUGGCCCUCUGCCAAAACCUCGUCAUGUGA
Messenger RNA from Pseudozyma hubeiensis SY62, 213 nucleotides. RefSeq lists its product as hypothetical. The coding region runs from base 1 to 213 and encodes 70 amino acids. Lineage: Eukaryota; Fungi; Basidiomycota; Ustilaginomycetes; Ustilaginales; Ustilaginaceae. The record is from RefSeq and is a predicted model, not a curated record. The transcript has a single exon.